CGGCAGUAGGUGUUCAUCGUUUCGCCAGUGUCUCCCUGUGCGUUGAACGGUCUGCGACCUUUUGCCGAGUGACUGCAACAUGCAAGCUGUCAUGGAUACACUCGUAGAAGAUGAUAUCUGCAUUCUAAAUCAUGAAAAAGCCCAUAGGAGAGAUACAGUGACUCCGGUCUCAAUAUAUUCAGAUGAGUCUGUUGCUUCACAUUUUGCCCUUGUCACUGCAUAUGAAGACAUCAAAAAACGACUCAAGGAUUCAGAAAAAGAGAACUCUUUCCUAAAGAAAAGAAUAAGAUUUUUGGAAGAAAAGCUUACAGGUGCUUUAUUAGAUGAAGAAACAAGUUCUGUGGGACGAGAACAAGUAAAUAAGGCCUAUCAUGCAUAUCGAGAGGUUUGCAUUGAUAGAGAUAAUUUAAAGAGCAAAUUGGAUAAAAUGAAUAAAGACAACUCUGAAUCUUUGAAAGUAUUGAAUGAACAGCUGCAGUCUAAAGAAGUAGAACUCCUCCAGCUAAGAACAGAGGUGGAAACUCAGCAGGUGAUAAGGAAUUUAAAUCCACCUUCAUCAAACUGGGAGGUGGAAAAGCUGAGUUGUGACCUGAAGAUCCAUGGCUUGGAACAAGAACUAGAACCGAUGAAGAAAGAAUGUAAUGAUCUCAGACAAGAGCUACAAAAAGCCAAACAAACGGAUCCAUCUCAGGAAGACAAUCUGCAGAGCAGAGAUCUCCAAAGACUAAGCAUUUCAAGUGAUGAUGUGCAAAAUGUAUACUGGGAGCUGAAGAGAGAAAUGUCUAAUUUACAUCUGGUGACUCAAGUACAGGUUGAACUACUAAGAAAACUGAAAACCCCAACUGCGAUCAAGAAAGCGUGUGCCCCUGUAGGAUUCAUGGAAGACCUUGGGAAAGAAAGCACAAAACUGCACUUGACGAAUUUCACUGCAACAUACAAAAGACACCCCCCUCUCUCACCAAAUGGCAAAACUCUUUGUCAUACCACAUCUCCCCCUUUACCAGGAGAUGUAAAGAUUUUAUCAGAGAAAGCAAUUCUCCAAUCAUGGACAGAUAACGAGAGACCUAUUCCUCACGACUGUUCAAACUUUCAGGAACACUACUCAUAUGGCAGAAAUUCUCUGGAAGACAAUUCUUGGGUACUCCCAAGCCCUCCUAAAUCAAGUGAAACAGCAUUUGGGGAAACUAAAAAUAAAACUUUGCCUUUACGCAUCCUGCCACCCCAGCAUAACUUGGAUCAACGUAAUCAAAACCUUUAUAAGAAGAAUUAA
Messenger RNA from Myotis brandtii (Brandt's bat), 1270 nucleotides. It is a transcript of the gene AZI2, whose product is annotated as 5-azacytidine induced 2. Gene Ontology annotation, biological process: canonical NF-kappaB signal transduction. The transcript is spliced from 8 exons. Gene Ontology annotation, cellular component: cytoplasm. The record is from RefSeq and is a predicted model, not a curated record. NCBI's taxonomy places the organism in Eukaryota, Metazoa, Chordata, Mammalia, Chiroptera, Vespertilionidae. Bases 80 to 1270 code for a protein of 396 amino acids.